AUGGAAAUUGAUUUCAAGUCCCUUGCUACAGUCGAAGGAGCAGAGAAUUAUCAAGAAGCGGCCAUAAUUCUCGAAGGUCCUCCGAUUGAGAUAUUUGCCCAACGAGCUGCUCCUACCAUAGUACUGAAACCGCUGCGACAAACUCGGGGAAAGUUUUAUUAUGAGUGCAAAACAAAUACAGGAGGAUAUAUGCAGCUGGGCUGGGCAGAUGAAAGCUUUAGAGCCAUCGCCGAUGAAGGAAAGGGUUGCGGUGAUGAUGAACAUUCGUGGGCAUACGAUGGCAUGAGACGAUUAAAAUGGCACAAGAAUCACAAAGAGCAAUAUGGUCGUAAAUGGAAAGCUGGUGAUGUAAUUUGCGUCGCCGUUGACUUGGAAAAAGGAGAGGUUAUUUUUGGCUUAAACGGUGAUUGGGAAGGAGAUAUGGGGCCCGCUUUCUCUGGAGUCUCAUUGGACGGUGGUGUUUACCCAUGCUUGUCCCUCAUGAGAGGUGAAAGGGUCCAAAUCAACCUAGGCACUAAAACAAACCCCUUUGUUUAUCCCCCUCCAGAUGGGUUCCUUCCUCUGACAGUCACUCAACCAGCGGAGACAGCUGAGUCUGAAUACAAUCGAUUCUCUAGCUUUGCGCACGUGAUUCCGAUGGGCGUGUCAGAAAACAGCUUCACCUUGUCCUUUCCAGGUGAAAUAAUGGUGACAAUGAUGAGAAGGGGGCUCGAAUACGAAGGCAAAAAGAAUGCCCUCAUUCACGCUGGCUAUGAGGAAACUUUGAAGAAAUGGGAAGAAAAGAAGGAGUUGAUUCAAGCUGAAUUAGGCCGUGCUGGUUUAACAAAUGACGAAAUCUUCGCGAUCAUUUGUUACACGCUUGAAAAGCCACCAGUGUAUCGCCAUUUCAAUGGUGACACUAGGAAAGGAUACACAGGGGACGGAAUGGAUUUUCCAAUUUUAUCUUACCUUCUUCGUGAAGCCUGCAGAAAAAUUCUUGCAGCCACGCCCAAGGAGAACCGUACAAGAAUCGUUUACAGAGGUGUAUCUCUAAACUUCAGCGCAGAGCCUGGUAAAAUAGUGAGGUUUGGCUCCUACACUUCCACAACAGGCAACAUUACCGUAGCAGAAAAUUUUCAGAAAAAUUCCAACGGGACUCAGUUCGUUAUUGUCACAAAAAUUGGCGCUUCAAUUAAAAUGUUGUCAGCUUUUCCCGAGGAAGACGAGAUCCUAAUUCCACCAUAUGAAGUAUUUAAAGUUCACAGAACGGAGGAAAACCCCUCUAGAAUUUACUUAGCGAGUUGUUUUGACGAUUCGUUUGUGGACAGGUAUACCGCUGACGGUAAUGCAGUUAAUGAGGCAGUUGCAUUAGUAAAAAAGUUGACGGAAUAAACAAUGAAUUUUAAGUCUCAAGACCUUCAUCAUCUAAUUAACCUACAGUUUUGAGUAACGCUUUGUGUAACGUUUUCCGCACUUGUUCAAGUUGCCCUUGAUUAAGGGGUUUAAGGCCUGGGUCAAAGGUGUGUUCAGAGCAUAUGAAAAACUAUUGACGAACACUUACCGAAACCAUUUUUCAAGGUCAUACGAAUAUCGCUCUAAUUCGUACGUUUAGGUGCAGGUGUGCCAUUUACAUUCGUUCAUACCUAUCCAUUGCUCCAAUCUUCCCAUCAUCUAUAGCACCUAACAAUCAUCCGCGUUGCGAGCGCUUCAGAACAAGUCGAUCUUAAUUUUUCUACACUAUACUACACGGGUGCUGACAAAUUUUUGUCAAGUACAAAAAGCUUGGCUCCACCAACAUCUGCGUGGUCAUUACCCUAAUAGUUAAACCAAACGCCUAUAAACCGGAGCAGGUAACUCCUCUCUUUACAGACCAGUUUUAGUUUAGCCUCAGUUUUCGGGCGAAAAUUGAAGCUGAGGUCCGUAUGUCGGAUCUAGGAUAAAUACUGACCGAUUUCCUAAAGAGCACCGAAGGCACAAGCUUCUAGUGGGGUCCGGGGGCAUGCCCCCAUGGGAAAUUUUUCGCUUUUAACUUCCCAGAGUCCCCUUUCCUGGGUUUCUGAGUCAUUCAGACAGGAUAUUGACCAGUUCCUUCUCCUCGGAUGAAGCCUUGCAACUUGGAAAGUUUUCUCUUAAAUGUAUCUAUUAUGAAAAAUCUAACCGAUUUCCGUAAAACGGUGGAAACCGGUGUUGAUCCGCGGCUGUGCGCAUUCGUAGUGCAAAAAAAAUUUUUUUUUUUAAAAAAAACUAAUGUCAUUAAAACGUCAAAAUUUUAUCCUCCGUUAUUUUUACUGACUGGUUUGUGGGAACUUAUGCGAUAGUCUAACGUACGGUGGAGCAAAAUCGACUGUAACAAGGGUCAAUAGUCGUGAGAAUAAACUUGUCUGUCAAACGCCUUGUCUACUCACAGAAGAGGUGUUUGCUCCCGAUAUGCCAUUAUGGGCUUUCUUUCCCUGCAAUACCCUGUAAAAUGUUGGGUUUUUAUAAAUCCGUAACAUAUAAACCCAAGACUGAUGGUAUGUAUAAAUCAGUGUUAUAACUUUGCACUCACACCUAAUACUAGCAGCUGUAGAGAGCUGUCUUGUUCUAAACUUUUGGGUUUUUCUUGGCAACUGUGCUGUGCGUGAGUAUUGUUCAGUAUUUUCAAUCUUUUUUCCUCUGCGUCAUUUACAGAUGGUAAUUACAUCCGGAACAUUGGAAAACCAUAUUUUACAUCUUGUCUUUGUAAGGUAUUUGUAUUAUUGUCUUUACCCUGGCUCCAGAGGUCCGUUCUCGAAAUACUUGGGAAGAAAUAACCCGUGGGCACCUUUGAACUAAGCUCCACUGAACUAUCAGAAAUUAGUAAAGAAAAAAAAUCUGACUCUCCUGUUCGUAUCCUCUCCCAGGCGGCUGCCCGUUGACCAAAAAGCCUGAGGAGGCUGGUACGACAAAGCUGCACCCUGGUAUCAUACAAAGAAAUUGAAGUCGUUUUUUUCAAAUUGAUCGGAAAAAAGAAUGAUUUCCAUCUUUCAUGGUUAAAGAGCAAUGAAUUUUUUUAUCUAUAAUUACGCUAAUAUAAAAAUGUGUUACGAAGCGGAAGGACGUGAAUGUAAAACUUUACAAAAAGCGCUCAUAUGUGACCAUUUGUGAUAUUAUGAUUCAUGGCUGGAGAAUGAAUCAGAAAGUAAAAAGAAAAUCUUAACAUCACGGAAUUGCCUUUGACAAUGUUAUUUAUCAGAUCAGAUGUGAUACGAAAAAAUUCAAAUCGAUUAACCGUUUCUAAAGUCUAUAUAGAAAUAGUAAAUUAUCGCAAUAACCAAAUAUUUUUCUGGUUAAUGCAAUGACAAACGUGUGUAUAUUGGUCUAUACCGAACGAAUUCGUCAAAUUUGCCGACGUGUUUCCGAACACCUCUCCGUCGGGUCACGAGAUCCGAGUCCAGUUUGCCACGUCGUCCUCUGAUACAUGACGUCAUGAGGUGCAGCAAUUGCUUCCAUCCCCCUCUAAGGAUUAUUGUUAGCACCACGCCAAGCUGAGCUCAGUGGCUCGCUUCCUCUUUUAACGAAAAAGCAAAUUAUUUGCCGGUAUUUGUACAUUAUUUCAUUUAGAAUUUAGCUUGACAGUGAGCUAAAUCUGCGAGCAGUUUAACUGGGAGCGAGACAGCCUAACAUGUCCACUAUGAAUCCCGAAUAGUAGGUUGAGAUUAUGGUGUCCUCGAUUUUUUCCCUCUGGCAGGGUUUCGAGUUAAACCGGGAUGAUUCUACGUGUCAUUUGGAAUUUCGCUUUUACGGAACGCUUUUCUUUUUCUGUUUUAUUUACAGUGAUUACCUUUUCAAGCUUCUACUUAUCGGAGACUCUGGUGUUGGAAAAUCAUGCUUGUUACUUCGGUUCGCGGUUGGUAUCUUUGUAUUUUCCUGUUCUUUUGACGAGUAUUGCCUAAUAUGUUGGUUGGAUUUCGAUCGAGGAUGAGAUGUCUGACCGGUAACCGGUUCUCAUUUUAUUUAAGUCAGUGUUAACCGUCGCUAUUUUCUCCAUCAUUUUAGGACGACACUUAUACAGAGAGCUACAUCAGUACAAUCGGAGUGGACUUUGUAAGUUGGUUUAAAAUAGGCUUACCUUUCCGUUUUUGCUUUUUGGACUAGCCUCCUAGCUUGCGUAGGUCGGUCGCAAAGAAGGCUACAUUAUGUUAAUUUUAAGUUGAUUUUCUUGUUUUUUCCCUGUUAGAAAAUACGAACCAUAGAAUUGGACGGCAAGACAAUAAAGCUACAAAUUGUAAGUACCCAUAAUGUCGCUAAUGUGUGAACAAUUGUAAAGUUUGCAGAAUUGCAAGGUCAAAUUGAUCACAAAAGCAUCAAAGUCACCAAUUACGUUGUUGGAUCACAAUGUUACUUUGCUCCGGUGUAAAUUACGAUUUUUUAUUAUUUUGAAUUGAUGGUCAUUGGCUUUGUUUUAUUACAGUGGGACACGGCAGGCCAAGAAAGGUUCCGAACAAUUACAUCAAGCUACUAUCGCGGAGCUCAUGGAAUUAUAGUAGUUUACGAUGUUACGGACCAGGUAUAAAUUAGAUAUUUCUGACUUCACUUAUGCCAUAAUAUAUUUGUUAUUGAAGUUUGGAAGUCGUAACAACAGUUAUUGUGUUUAGUACUUCCUAUAACUGCACUUUCUGCAGUCACGUUUCGUAGAACGGUUCCUGAACUUUGGUUUGCCUGCAAAUACAUCCCUUCUGACCGUUUUAGAUAAAAAUAAUUUUUUGUUGUGGAACGAAUCAGUUCAUAAUGUAGAGACAUAAUCGAUGCAGUCCCGUCACGUUUAUCCAUGUGGACCAAAGUUCAGGAUUAAGGAAAUCCAUCAUAAGGGGUCAGAGUCCCUCCUACUUUUCAUUUGGCUGUCUCAUUUUAUAGUUACUUCAUUCACUGGAUUGCUCAAAAAAUGCCAGAAUAUUUUAAUUUCCACUGUUUUGUUAUGUCAUCAAAUUAAUGUUAACCCUUCACCCACCUGGAGUGAUUAGUUUUGUACAUCAGGCCACUUCAUGCAAAUGUCAAGAAGCAGUGCAUUAAUGUAGAAGAAGUGACCUAAGAUAAUGGCCAUUUUUUACAAAGCUUGACUGCUAAUAUGAUAAAGAGUAAAUUAAACCUUCUGUUUUCACCCAAAAUAAAAAAGAAGAUACAAAGGUGUUUUAAGUUGCAGUAGAUCUUAGCUAGGAUUUCAAGUCUAAAAAAUUUGAAGCCAGGACUACAAUCUUGGACACAAUAAUAGUUGAUGGCGCAAACCCCUUUCCCCUGAAAUUAAUGGUGAUGGUUUGCAAAGGCCAAAAUGUGAUUUUUUUCCAACUUAUUUUGUCCAAGGUAUGUGGCUUACACGGUAAAGAAAUUUAACUUUAAUAGUGUUUGCUCAGUGGAGGGGUCAUUUUCCAGGACCUUACAGAGUCUACUGCAGAAGAUUAAUGAAAUAAACUUAAUGAUUUGCAUUCCUUUUUCACAGCCUCUCUUGUUUUCUUAUUAGCUGUAACAAUGGCGUGUUCCCAUUCCAAGCGGUUUCCAUUUUUGACAAAAAGUAUCAAACAUAUGAAUAUUUAAGUUGUUGUUGGAUGUCUUUGUUGCAGGAGUCCUUUAACAAUGUCAAGCAGUGGUUACAAGAAAUUGACCGGUAUGCAUGUGAGAAUGUUAAUAAACUACUCGUUGGGAACAAGUGUGAUCUUACAACAAAGAAAGUAGUGGAUUUUACAACAGCAAAGGUAUUUAUUCAGAAUAGAAAAAAAAAUUAUUGUUUUAAUUUUAACAAUGUGUGGUUGGCAAAGUUGGGGCAUUCACAGUUGUUUUUUUUAAUUAUUGACAUUUACAGUUAAGUUUUGGGGUACUGUUUUGUUUUAGUAGUUUUGAAGCACUGUUUAUUCCUGGAAAUUUUCUCAGAGAAAAUUUUUUGAAGAAAGAACAAUUUUUUUUGCAGAAGGAAAAUAAUUGGAGUUCUUGUUUAGUUACCUUAACACUUUUAAAUAAAGGAGAAGACAACAACAGAAGUGUAAAAGUGAUGUGCACUGCAUUCCCAAAUAUCCUCCUCUUUCACCUCAUAUGAAGCAAAAAAUAUGUGGAAUUAUCAACUGAGUUGAUAACCGUCCACUUUAAAACGAUUCAGAAGCUGAUGUUUUGAGCACCAACCUGCUGUCAGAGUGAAUUGUUUUACUGUCUGAAGCAGCACCAUGGUUAAUCUUAAGAAGGCAACCCCUCCCUUUCAUUUUGAACCCACUGCAGUUUCUUUAUUUCUGCCUUUCCUAAGAAAUUAUAUGCUUUUCCCUGGCUUUAGGAAUAUGCAGACUCACUGGGAAUUCCAUUUUUGGAAACAAGUGCAAAGAAUGCCACAAAUGUGGAGCAAGCUUUUAUGACAAUGGCUGCAGAAAUAAAGAAUCGCAUGGGACCCGCACCAGCCCAGCCCGGAACUAGUAAUGUCAAAAUCAAUUCUAGUACGCCAGUAAAGCAAGGAGGUGGAGGAUGCUGUUAGUAGCAAAUUAAAGACAUUGGACUACAAACCGUUUGGUUUGAGUUACUUAACACACGUACCGAAAAUGAUAAUGGGCGCCUAUUUUAUGCAUCUUUCCUCACUUUGAAUACAACACAGACUUUUUCUUGGAAAGAGGUAUAAAUAGAAUUGAAAAUGAUUGAGGUAUUGAUGACUGUUGUUCCCCUUACCUUGACCAACUGAUGCAGCAUAUUUAGAUGAAAAAUUAUAGAGCUUUCCUUCUCUUACUAUUUUCUUCAAUAACAUCCAUUUCUCCCCUUUUAAAUAAAUGUAGAGACUGGAUUUUUGAACAAACUCAAGUAAACUGGUACAAAAAUAUUGCAUGGUAAUGAAAACACUGACGGUUUAGAGUGUACAAUAGAGUGUACUGUAUUCCAAAGACAUAAAAAUAAAAAUAUUGUUUAAUUGAGAGUCUGUUGAUUAAAAUCACACCUUGCAUCUUAAUUCAUUUGUAUUUAUAUUAUGGAAUUGAACUGCUUGUAGCUGUUGAAAAUCUGUGGGAGAUUAUUCAGACAUAGCAUGAUUAGAGACCAGAGGUUGUUGUUUUGUUAUGGAAAAGGCAUAGUUUUAUACACCAUGUAAGAAUUUCUCUAGACGUUAAAGUUAAGUUCCAUUCAGUCAAUUUGUAAUGUUAUUAACCACUCUCUUGUAAAGUGUCUUGAGUCCCAGCUAAGCAAACAUUUUCACCCUGCAACUUCUUGUUGGAGGAAGUUUUGCCAUCAGGCAGUGUCUCUUCCUUGUGUGGUUGAGAUGGGACAUUUUUAACAAACAUGAGAAACAGAUUUUCAAGAACCUCUUCCAACUAUGUUUGCGCCUAGAAUGUUUUAAUACACCCCUGCUUGUUAUUUUGGCAUUUCAGGGGAUACACCUUCAAAGACUACAUGUGAGUGCACAUAGUUUGAUUUGUGCCCAAGUCAUUGUCAUUAUUCAUUACUUGUGUCACAAAGAUGAAAAUGUCUUACAUUUUUAGCUGAGGCUCAAGACUAAAAUUUAAAGACAAAACCAUGCUAUUAAAUUACAGCUUGGCUUUAAAGCAUUUACCUUCUUGGGGAUGAACCAUUUUGAGAAAAUUUCCAUUACUCUUUUGGUAGGUGGGUUUUUUGCACUAUUUUUAUGUUAUAAAAAUUAACCUUUGAAUUUUCUGGUAAUAUCAUAUUAAGUAUUUUAAAAUUAGGGAUCCACAACCCUGGAGAACACUGCAUUACAAUUUCAACAUUGGUAUAUAGUUUCACACAUCUUGCUAAAAGAAGUUUUGAAAAACUAUUCCUUUUAACUAUGUGCUUAAUGAUGUACUUGUUCUGAAAGUCUGCCUUUUUAUCAUUUCUCUUUUGGUUGUCCAAAUAGAGGUGAUAAAUUGUUAAAUUGGCACAGGUAUCCAGAGCUGCAAGUAAGAAGUCGACAUCAGACUAUGUCAGAGUAAAUUUGCCUGUGUCUGAAUAUUACUGCUGCUGUAUGUAAUGACAAGACAAAACAGAUUUUAAGUCUUUCUUAAAUUUAGCUGAAGAGUUGCUUAGGAAUUAAAGAAAUUACCAGUCAUCAAAAUGUAUGUGAAACAACUUUCUUGGUUUGUCUAAAAUCAUGUCUCCUUCUGAUUUACAUCCUUUGUAAAAAGAAAAGUUAUUUUGCAGGCCAGGGUAUUGGAAAUGUGGGAUGGUAUGUUAAAUAGAUAUUGUCAGGGUUUUAGCCACAAAGUUCUGACAGGGCACCCACCUUAACUCUGUAGCCAGCAAGUCUAAAAGCAUGGAGUAAAAAUAUUUUUCUCUAAUAACUGCACCCACUGGCCACUCAGAUGCCCUUCUCAUGAAAUCCUUAUUAAUUUUUGUUGUUGCUAUUUGUUUAUCCCUAUAAAACAAAGCGACUGUGACUCUCCUUUACAAUAAUCAGAAAAAAGCUUUGAUAUGUGUGAAACCCAAACUGACUGAGACAGCCGGACAUCAUUUUAUUUACACUAAAGUGGAUAGUUUAAAUUCAUACAAUUAUGUAAUUUUGCAAGCAAAAUAUUCUCAUUUUGUUGUAAUCAUAGUUAUCUUCAAUAAAAUGUGUGACUAUAAUACUAUUGUUGCCUUAACAAGAUUAAGUGUCUCAAACUUAAAAUCCUUUAAAAUUUACAUUUUUAUUGAUAGUGGUGAAACGAAGAUGUAAAUAAAAUAAAAAGAUAAAAAUAACAAAUAUCUAUUAUUAUUGAGUGUGAAAGGCGUUUGAAAUAUUAUUGUAGAUCUAUGAAACCUGGAUGUAGGGAAUUUACAUGUACGCUAAAACAUAGGCAGGAAUCAAAAUUUUUGUUUUUAAUUCAGUAAUAACAUUUUUGUCAACCUCAUCGUUUGUAAUACUGUAUUUACUCGAUUAGAUGCCGCCCUCGAUUUAUGCUGCUGAUCAAUGUAAAAUAAUCACUAACAAAUGCCGCCCUUGAAUACAUGCCCCUCCCAAUAAUUAUUAGAAAAAUGCAUCAU
Molecule: messenger RNA, 8916 nt
Organism: Porites evermanni
Lineage: Eukaryota; Metazoa; Cnidaria; Anthozoa; Scleractinia; Poritidae
Source: the annotation of a GenBank genome assembly